Zea mays is the source of this 843-nucleotide messenger RNA. RefSeq lists its product as uncharacterized. Bases 175 to 528 code for a protein of 117 amino acids. NCBI's taxonomy places the organism in Eukaryota, Viridiplantae, Streptophyta, Magnoliopsida, Poales, Poaceae. The record is from RefSeq and is a predicted model, not a curated record. The transcript has a single exon.
UCUCUCUCUCUCUCUCUCUCUCUCUCUCUCUCUCUCUCUCUCUCUCUCUCUCUCUCUCUCUCUCUCUCUCCACCAUCCAAAUCCACACACGCACCGUCCGCGUCCAGCUAGCUACUCCACCUGACGAGUGACGACGACUCCAACGCCUGCCCGGCGGCCCGCGCAUUCGCGUCAAUGGGCAGCACAGGAAGACAGCAGCAGACGCGGCUCCGGCCGCCCCGCUUCAGCAGCUUGUUCCUCCUCCUCCUCGUCCUCCUCGCCGCCGUCUUCACGCAGCCAUCCAGCUGCAGGCCUGUGCUUCUUGUCGACAAGACCGACGCCACCGACGUCAUACUGCUGCCUGUACCCGCCGACGCCGAGACCACAGCGACGGUCGUCUUCGCGGCACCGUCGGCGACCGUGCCCAGAGAGGACGACGACGAGGGCCGGCGGCAUCAUCGGCUCGCCGGCGGCCGCCACCAGUGGCUGCUCAACAAGAAGCCCCGGGGCAAGGCGCCGCCCUCCGCCCCCAGCAAACGCACCAACUGAUUUCAUUUCAUCUCGAUCGACAUCGACCGUGCGUGCUCACUCUCCAACGACGGAAAAACGACACGCUGAUACUAGUUCUCCUCGUCUUCCAUUCAAACUUCUUCUUCAUUUAUUUCUUCUUUUCUUUUUUCUUUUUUUUGGCUUGAGUACAUAUAUAGUACAGUCUACAGGAUGUAAAUGUAGAUACCGAUCGAUACAUGAUACAAUUCAGUUCCAAGUGUUUCGCGAUCGCGUCUUCAUUGUUAGGCAACGUACGCCACAGUGUCUUUUUAGUUCUUGGAUCUAUAAAAAGGUGAGAAUAUAUAUUAUUGCAGA